Molecule: messenger RNA, 456 nt
Organism: Drosophila nasuta
Lineage: Eukaryota; Metazoa; Arthropoda; Insecta; Diptera; Drosophilidae
Product: ras-related protein RabX-like
Exons: 2
Coding region: 274-456 (60 amino acids)
Source: RefSeq, a predicted model, not a curated record
UAAAAGUGUCACAGAUCAAUCGAAAUUUCGACCCACGGUACACAAUGCGUGCCCAGUUCGUCGUGUCAGCUCCACUGUGCAUGUGAAACAGCGGCUACAGCCGCAGGCUAAAGGCUUUGAUAACCCGCUGGCUGCUAUAUGGCGGCAUUAUGCCGUUGUUGUAGGCCAAAAUACAUUAGUGAAAUGUAACAAAAGCGUCUGAAAUGGGAGCUGAGAAUUAGACGAAACGUUGGCUAUUAGGCCAAGCCAGCAACGCACAACAACAAUAAACAGAUGCAGAUGGAGUUGGAGUUGGAGUUGGAGAUGGAAAACGAAAACGAGAACGAAAAGGCGAGCAUAAGCAAUGAGAAGUACAACAACAGCAACAGCAACAAUAAUGGAAACACAGGUCAUAAUGCGAACAGUUCAAACCGAGGCACAAUGUGGCGCCCCUGGCCACUUAACACAACAGAGUAA